Molecule: messenger RNA, 919 nt
Organism: Aspergillus fijiensis CBS 313.89
Lineage: Eukaryota; Fungi; Ascomycota; Eurotiomycetes; Eurotiales; Aspergillaceae
Exons: 2
Coding region: 52-663 (203 amino acids)
Source: RefSeq, a predicted model, not a curated record
CUCGAUCGAGGGAAAACAAGCAUUCAGACGAGUCAGCGUCGCCUCAGUGGCAUGUCCCUAGGGCAGCCUCUACCGGUGUGGAUCAGUGUCUCCACGAAGGAAGCCCUGACUCGCUUAACAUAUCCCUACGUGCUGCAAGUGAGAGCAAGAUAUCAGAUAAGGCAUGCAGACUGGUGCCUGCUGGUGCCUCCCUGGUGCCUGGCGCAGACCAAGCGAGGUCAACAGUCAGCGUGCACAUAUAUCAUCGAUCGACGGGUCGAAUCCUUCAAGCCAAACUUUUGCCCGGUCCCCUGGGGCAAUUUGACCUGGGAACUACCACCUGAGCAGGCUGGACGGGAGAGGGCAAGUCUCACUCUAGACAAUGCUAUGUCGCCAUCCCGACCAUCAAAACUACCUCAAAUUCCCUCAACGACCAAUGCAAGAAACCAGUUGUCAGCUUACAGACCAAACCAAGGGAUGGGGAGAUAUCUGUCAGCGGUUCUUUCUAUCCGAGUCCUGAUAGUUCCACAGCACGCAUCACCAUCUAGCAUGCACCUCCAGACAGCUCUCUUUGACGAAGGACUGUCGGCUCUGUCUACAGCGUAUAGCAGCGUUUCGAACAACCAAAGGCCAUCCCACAAUUCUUACCUCAUACGCAAUCUGACCGUACAGUGCUUGAAAUGAACUGGGCCGGCACAACGUGUUGGUGAUGGUCCGGCACUCUACGAAAAUGGCAGCCUUCCAGGCCAGAUCUGAGGGCUUGCUAGGUGGUAAGCAUUUGACAUGAUAAUUCUUGCAAUACAAACAUGGCUUCUAUUCUUGAUCAGGAGUGGUCUGAUGAACCACAGUCACUUUUUCUCUGCACGAUUAUGGUCGAGAAGCAGCGCUCCCAACUUUAUCAGAGAAAAUAUAUCUUGGGGCAUAAUUUUGCAAGGGGGCA